Messenger RNA from Quercus robur (English oak), 1534 nucleotides. Its product is annotated as receptor-like protein 9DC3. The coding region runs from base 9 to 1373 and encodes 454 amino acids. Gene Ontology annotation, molecular function: protein binding. The transcript has 2 exons. The record is from RefSeq and is a predicted model, not a curated record. Lineage: Eukaryota; Viridiplantae; Streptophyta; Magnoliopsida; Fagales; Fagaceae.
ACUUUAAUAUGUUCAAAAAGCUCAAAACACUUCUAUAUUUGAACUUCCGUGCCAAUCUACUACAUGGCGUGCUUCCUGUUCCCCCAUCUUCUAUGCGCAACUUUUUGAUCUCCAACAAUAGAUUAAGUGGGGAGAUCCCAUCUUCAAUUUGCAAUGUAACUUCCAUUGAAAUCUUUGACAUCUCUUACAACAGUUUGAGUGGUACCAUUCCUUCAUGUUUGGGAAACUUCAGUAAUUCUCUUGUAGUCAUGGAUUUGAGGAGGAAUAACUUCUAUGGCACCAUGCCUGAAACAUUUGCAGAGGGUAAUAUGUUGAGGACUCUUGUCUUCAAUGGUAAUCAGUUAGAAGGGCUAUUACCAAAAUCUUUGGUCAACUGUAAAUAUUUGGAAGUUCUAGACAUAGGAAAUAACAAGAUAAAUGAUUCCUUCCCCUAUUGGCUGGAAGAUCUUCCAGUGUUACAAGUUCUUAUCUUGAGGUCCAACAAAUUUAAUGGUCAACUAGACAAUUUCAAGACCAAGUCAUCUUUCUCUUUGUUGCGAAUCAUUGACCUUUCUCAUAAUGAGUUUUCUGGAAGUUUACCUACGAAUUUCUUCAAGGGACUGAAGGCUAUAAAAACAACCAAAGAAAGUGAAGGCGAAGUGAAAUACAUGGAACAAGGCUAUUACCAAGACUCAGUUAUUGUAGCAAUGAAAGGGCAAAGCUUUGUGCUAGAGAGAAUUUUAACCAUCUUCACUACCAUAGAUCUAUCAAGUAACAAGUUCCAUGGAAAGAUUCCUGAAGUGAUUGGAAUACUGAACUUUCUUCGAGGUCUUAACCUUUCCCAUAACAGACUAAUUGGCCAUAUACCAUUAUCUUUGGGCCUUUUGUCUGUACUUGAAUCUUUAGACCUCUCUUCAAAUAGGCUUAAUGGGGAGAUUCCAAUGCAACUGACAAGAUUAACAUUUCUGGCAGUGUUAAAUCUUUCGCAAAACCAACUUAUGGGACCCAUACCACAAGGUAAACAAUUUGGAACAUUUCAAAACAACUCAUAUGGUGGAAAUUUGGGAUUGUGUGGAUUUCCAUUGUCAAAGAAUUGUGGCAUCGAUGAGCGGCCACCACCACCAAUAUUCCAAGAGGACAACAAUCCAAUGUUUAUGAGUGGAUUUGGUUGGGAGGCUGUUUUAUUAGGGUAUGGAUGUGGAUUGGUUUUUGGAAUAGCUAUGGGGUAUUUCAUGUUUAAAAUUGGAAAACCUCAAUGCCUUCUAGGGUUAAUUGAAGAGAACCGGCCAAGAAAGUUGAAAAUGCCUAGCAACCAAAGAUCUAGAGGAAGCAGAAAUUACAGCAUUCAAAGGGUGCUCCAAGCAAGCUAUUGGACAGGGAGUUGUGGAUUAUGAAGUCAAAGAAAAUUGUGAGCCUUAACGUGCGGAAGACCAUUAGGAACGGAGGCUGUCCAGGAGUGAAUCUUGUUUUUAUGUAUUAUUGUGCUACUGCUAUUUGCUUCUUUGUAAAAUAAGCCUCAAAUCUACGUAUAUUUGAGGGCAUUCCGUGUGUAGAA